Molecule: messenger RNA, 3029 nt
Organism: Trichoplusia ni (cabbage looper)
Lineage: Eukaryota; Metazoa; Arthropoda; Insecta; Lepidoptera; Noctuidae
Product: cytochrome P450 6B6-like
Exons: 2
Coding region: 134-1651 (505 amino acids)
Molecular function (GO): oxidoreductase activity, acting on paired donors, with incorporation or reduction of molecular oxygen; heme binding; iron ion binding
Source: RefSeq, a predicted model, not a curated record
GUAGUAAACAUAUAAAAUUUUGUCACUAAUGAUGAUUGGUCUAUUUUCUCGCUAUAUAAAGAUCAUCGUGCAGUUCGAUAACAUUCAGUAAGGUGCGGUAAUCGAUUGUGUUAGUAGAAAUUAGUGACACAGGAUGGCUUUCCAUUAUAUACCUCUCACGGUAAUAGCGUUAUGUGCCGCUUUAUAUUUCUACUUCACGAGGACAUUCAACUACUGGAAAAAGAGGAAUGUUCCCGGACCUGAACCAACAGCCUUUUUUGGAAACUUUAAGGAAUCAGCUCUGCGACGUAAGAAUGUCGGGGUAGUGGUGCAGGAACUUUACAAUUCCUUCCCAAAUGAGAAAGUUAUCGGCAUAUACAGAAUGACGACACCCAGCCUUCUAAUUCGAGACCUGGACGUUAUCAAACAUAUCAUGAUCAAGGACUUUGAAUUAUUUGCUGAUCGUGGGCUAGAAUUCAGCAAAAAAGGAUUGGGACAAAAUUUGUUCCACGCUGAUGGUGACACAUGGAGAGGUUUAAGAAACCGCUUCACUCCUAUUUUCACAUCUGGGAAGCUCAAGCGCAUGUACUACCUGAUGCAUGACCGCGCUGAAAAAUUCAUCGCAUUCCUGCAAAGGGAGGCUGAGAAAAGCCCUGAAUUCGAAGUUCACUCAUUAGUACAAAAGUUUACCGUGUCAACAAUCACUGCUUGUGCAUUUGGGUUAGACAUCAACACGCUUGAAGAGAAAUUUGAAGCUCUUGAACUCAUCGACAAAAUGGUGUUAGAAGCCAACUUUAGCCUCGAACUAGACAUGAUGUAUCCCGGAAUUUUGAAGAAACUGGGUAUUUCUAUUUUCCCCGGUAAAGUACUAUCCUUCUUCAAAGUCCUUGUGAAUAAUGUCAUCAAUAUGCGUAAUGGCAAGCCAACAGACCGCAACGACUUCAUGGACUUGAUGUUGGGCCUGCGUGAAAUGGGAACUGUCACAUCUAAUAAACUAGGAAGUGCUGAUACAUCUGUCGACAUAACGGACGACGUUGUCGCUGCUCAAGCUUUUGUCUUCUACGUCGGUGGAUACGAAACUAGUGCUACCACUGUAUCCUACCUUUUGUACCAGCUGGCAUUAAACCAAGAUAUCCAAGACAAGCUUGUUAAAGAAAUAGACGAAGAAUUAAAACAAAGCAACGGGGAAGUAACAUAUGAUUGCCUCAUGAAUAUGAAAUAUUUGAAUAAAGUUUUCGAUGAAACUCUUCGGAUGUACUCAAUUGUGGAACCAUUGCAAAGGAAAGCCACCGUCGAUUAUAAGAUUCCCGGAACGGACCUGACCGUUGAAAAAGGAACAAUGAUGAUUAUAUCCCCGAGGGGUAUACAUUAUGACGAGAAAUACUACCCCAAGCCUGAAGUAUUCGACCCAAGCAGAUUUGAUGCCGAAGUAGCUGGAGCACGACACCCCUGUGCUUACUUGCCGUUUGGACUCGGACAAAGAAAUUGUAUUGGAAUGAGAUUCGGCAGGCUUCAGUCUAUCCUCUGCGUCGUGAAGAUUUUAAGCAAGUUUAGGAUUGAACCUUCGAAAAACACUAAGCGGGAUCUCCCCGUUAAACCGAGUAAAGCACUUAUCGGACCAGACGGUGGUAUCCUAGUCAACAUAGUACCCAGACGAGACAUUAAAACAUAAAAACGAUACAGGACGCUACUAAAGGACCAAACUUAUUCGCUCGUUACCGAUUUAAAUAUAUGUACAUCGCUCAUUUCUAAUAUUAUUGAUUUAUUUUAUAUGACAUAUAUGUAGUAGGAACAAUGAACCUGGAUUAUAAAACACCUAUAGGUUGAGCUUAGUAACUUAUAAAUAGACCUCAAAUUAAUGGAAAAUAACUUAUGCCAAUUCUGACAGGAGCCAAAAAUUUUGAUGCUUAACUUUAGCUCUAAACGGAGCUUCUGAAAUUGUCAGUAACCAUUCUAAGGGCGUGAAACCUUUUCCUCAGAAAUAAUGUUAUAAGCUAUGGGUUCAGCUACUCUCUUAUCGAAACUGCCAACGCUUAAAAGUAGACAGAGGUCGUGGAAUAUGUGUGUUCGCUCUUUUGGAAAUAAUAUUCUCUGUUUCGGCUGUACCACUUCCUACAAACCAGUAGACGCCAAAAUCGUAAACUCAGUAAUUAGUAAAAUGUUUGAAUCAUUUAAAAGGUAUUAUUUGACUUAAAUGUUGUCUGUGUAAAUCAUAGUAAAUGUAAUUAAUGUACGUAUACAAUAAAUUAAUGUAUUAUUAAGGCCUGAUGGUGGGUUGCACCAGAGAUGGUGUGACUGCCUUGUGCUCUUAACGACGGCAAAAAGACUGAACACAGCUUGAUGUACAUUAUUUUACAUGAUACCAGCCUUGUCGUGGUUGUUUAUCUUGUUAUUUUUUUGUAAAUAUUUUGUGAUAAUAAAGAUUAUAGAAGUAUAUUUAAUUGAAAUUGACUUUCUCUCUAACCCAAUUUCCUUUGUAACCUCUUUAUUUCACUCUAUUCUAAUUUAGUAACAUAGUUGACAUAGGUUGAUGUAUUCAUGUAAACCUUGUUGAACAAUGGACUUUUUACAUUUAUGCACUUUAAAUCAAUAGCUAUAAAGUUCAAUUUUAGAGAACAAUCACAUACUCGUAGUACAAAAGUGAAAUAGCAAUUUUCGGUGAGGUCUUAAAUAAAUUGCGCAUCACUUAUCUGAAUCGAUGUUGCUUAAAAACCUCGUUUCUUCAAAUUUGUGACAUAUUGAAACUUGCAAUUUAAAGUUGGUGUAACUCAGUUGCCGACGUAUUCUCUGCUACAUCAUACCUCUUCAUUUCAAAGAAGAAGAGAAGAUUUUUUUCCUGCACCUCUGAUCCAUCACCUUCUGAUUUUUUGCAGGUUAAGAGAAACCGACGUUAAGGCUCUAGAGAGACGGACCCUGUUUUAACUAGAACCCAACCACCAUUUGCAGUUCAAGUGCAGUUUGAAUGCUUUUUCACGACUGCAAUAGAAAUGCAAAAGCACAUGCAGCCCGUUUGCUCUAAGACUGCAUUUGAAGUUGUCCAAUUAAAAAAG